This is a messenger RNA of Drosophila biarmipes, 704 nucleotides long. RefSeq names its product chaperone protein DnaJ-like. Gene Ontology annotation, molecular function: Hsp70 protein binding. Gene Ontology annotation, biological process: cellular response to misfolded protein. The transcript has a single exon. Gene Ontology annotation, cellular component: endoplasmic reticulum membrane. Lineage: Eukaryota; Metazoa; Arthropoda; Insecta; Diptera; Drosophilidae. The record is from RefSeq and is a predicted model, not a curated record. Bases 134 to 529 code for a protein of 131 amino acids.
AUUUAUCGAUAGAUACCACAAGCACAGACAAAGCAAUUGUUGCUUGGCGGAUGUUUAGACAAUCCGCAAAGUUGUAGUUUUAUUUCGCCACAAGCGAUAACACUGUUUUACCAGCUAUCGAGGAUCGGCGAGCAUGGAGGAGGACCACUACAUGAUCCUGGGAGUGGACCAGGAGGCCACCGAGGAGGAGAUCAAGCAGGCGUAUCACCGGAUGGCCCGCAUCUACCAUCCGGAUAAGAACCACCACCCGCGGACGUUGGAGUACUUCAAGAAGAUCAGGGCCGCCUUCGACGUCCUCUCAGACAGGUCGCUGAGGGCGACCUACGAUCGCAGCUUGAGCCGCAGAUCGUCGAGUGCGGCCUCCAAUCCGCGGCCUGCGGGCACCCACCCAGGCUACCAGAGCCGGCAGACCGAUCAGCUGGAAACCCCCGACAUUCUGCCCGCAAUCUGUGCGGUUGGCGGGGUGUUGGUGGGUCUCUUCAUGGGCUUCGGCGCCUUCAAGGCGUUCAACUCGUCGAACAACAACUGACGGGAUCCGCAAUCCCUCACACGGACCUUAUUGGCAUGGUGCAACAUACAAAUUUGUUUUUCCAAAAGCUAGCGAAUAUAGCCACUAAUUUAAAGCACAGUGUAAUAUACGAUUACAUUUCAAGGUAGAUAAAAAUUUAAAUAAAAUUCGGUUAAUUCUUCAAAAAGCCUCCCUA